This is a messenger RNA of Ctenocephalides felis (cat flea), 357 nucleotides long. Its product is annotated as protein TRI1-like. Gene Ontology annotation, cellular component: nucleus. Lineage: Eukaryota; Metazoa; Arthropoda; Insecta; Siphonaptera; Pulicidae. The coding region runs from base 1 to 357 and encodes 118 amino acids. The transcript is spliced from 2 exons. The record is from RefSeq and is a predicted model, not a curated record.
AUGGGGUCCAGGAGGCAUACGAGAAGGGAGGCAAAAUCCAGAACAAACAGUUCGACUACCCUGUCAGAAGUUCUGAUUAAUGAGGCGAAAAAAAAGCGUGCACCUAGAAAUUCUGGGAUUCAUAAGAGGUAUAGACUAUCCCCCGAAUUAGCCAAAUUAAUUGGUAGUAAUGAACCCGAGACACGGUACAACGUAGUCAAAUUAAUAUGGAUUCAAAUCAAGGAAAGAAAACUCCAGGAUCCGGAAGACCCUGCCUACAUCGACUGUGACGAAGAAUUUGAGAGCGUGACCGGGAUGGUGCGCCUUAAAGGCUUCACCAUCAUGAAGUAUUUGAAUUCUCAUUUUUGGAAUAGAUAG